Ostertagia ostertagi is the source of this 1923-nucleotide messenger RNA. The record is from the annotation of a GenBank genome assembly. NCBI's taxonomy places the organism in Eukaryota, Metazoa, Nematoda, Chromadorea, Rhabditida, Trichostrongylidae.
AUGCCCAAACAAUCUGACAGCAGGCAAUAUCCAGAAAAACCGACUCCAAAAGCAAGACUCGAACAUCUGAAGAAAAGCAACCGCUGCAUAGGUUGCGGAUCGAAGGGACACAGUUUUGCUGAGUGCAAAGCUAGAGGAUGUAUGCACUGUGGAAAGAAGCAUCACACUUCUACAUGCUUCAAAUCAAGUGCGACUCAUGAAGCUUCGAAAGCACAAACUCCGAAUUGGAAGAAGGAAGAGAAGCAAAAAUCAUCCAAAGCUCGACAAAAUCUUACAUUGUGUGAAGAAGAAGACACACAUACGGACAAUGAUAAUACAGAUAACUUUACGGUGAUGAAAGUAGAAGACGCUUCUCAUCGAACCCAACAAGGGGAGAUAUUUCUUCUAAGUGGAGCGUUACGAACACUGCACCCUCGAACGAAGAAAUUUGUCAAAGUCAGUGUUCUCUUAGAUACAGGUGCGGAUCGCAGCUUCAUCGAUGAAAGACUAGCCAAAAAACUUCAACUACCUAACCACGGAGUAGUCUCGAUGAAACUCAGCACAUUUGGAGCAGCAACCGCGAAAGGAAACCCAAUGCAUCAAGACAUGCAUGAAUGUGAGCAACGAGAGCAACAUAAACUACAACUCUACACUCACAAAAUUCUUACAAGAAACAUUAGUGGAGGGAAACUUCAACAAGAAGAUCUUCAGUACAUCCACAGAAAGCAGAUAACAUUGAGCUCUGCACCAAGUGGCAUAGCUCAACCUCCUGAAGUUUUGAUCGGAUGCGAUCAGCUUUGGAACUUCAUAAAAUUUGAAGCACCACACUUUGUUCUGCCAUCAGGGCUGAAACUUAUACCCACAAGUCUGGGGUACAUGGUGACUGGAAAGCGUAUACAAAAACACGCACAUUCAAAGCUGCACUCGACAGUUCAUUCGAUAGGAACCGAACGAGAUAAUGACCUUUGGGAAAGUCACUGGAAUGAAGAAAGCAAAAGCAUAGAAAAGGAGUACUGUGGGCCAUACGUCACCAACCGGGUGCGAGAAAUACAAAAAAUUGUACAAUCACUAACACAUAUGGGAGUCAAGGUAGAAUUUGGCUAUAUCGAGACCAAGUGGAAUCCGGCAGACAUUGGGACACGUGGAGCAUCCGCACAGGAAAUUUUGUCACAUGUGUGGUGGAGAGGAUAUCCACUUAAGAGAAUUCUCGAUGGCAGAUUUGCAUCUAACUUCUUCAGUCUUUCAAAGGAGUUAGAAGGAGAAGAAGAAACGGAAUGUGUUUCUCCAGUAUAUGCUAUGAAGACUCGUGAAGGAAGAGUCGAAGAUAUUCUAGACCUAGCAAGGUACAGUAGUAUUACAAAAUCGCUAAGGGUCCUAGCAUAUGUCAUUCGAUUCCUUAAAAGCAUCACUUCUCGCUUGGAUAAUGCUCUUCAGAGCAAACUACGGAACAAUCUACCUUGCCUCAAUGAUCCAAACCAAGAACAGUACCUAACAGCAUCCGACAUUAGAAAUGCUCACGAUGUACUGAUUAGGAAUCAUCAAGCUGUACAUAUAUCUCCACAAUACAAAAAGGCACUUUCUAAAACUCUAAACAUGAAGGAGGACAAGAAACAAAUAAUGGCCUCCCAAAGACGUGAUGACGAGUUUUCAAAAAAGCGCCGCGCCGAAGAGCAUAAGCUGAUCGAGGAAAUUCGUCGCAAGCGUGCAUGCGUUAGAAAGAUGCAAGUGUUUCCAUCGGAAGAAAUCAUUCAAAGCAAGAUCAGAAAUUUUGUGAAAUCCAUUGUUCUCAUUGUAACUUCGAGUUGCCUUAGUGAUAAGCAUGCUCACAUCCGUGGAAAUAAGCCCCAGUAUUUGGCACACAUGCGAGCUGCUCUCUACAAGGCCCAUCUGGAGAACAUAUAUUCUGAGACUUGCCAUAUAAUGGCGAAAGAAUCCGGAACCUAG